GUAACACACCACAGAAGGAAGUUCAGCUCAUAGAUAUCCGGUAAAUGUCGACGGCUAGAAAGUAAACAGAUUUAGUUAAAUGGGGCAAAACUUGCCAAUGGUUUAUAACUGUAAAAUAACGUUACGCACACUGAUUAGUUUAGGCUUGGUUCAAACGAGGAAUUCGAAAUUAAACACGUGAACGUUUAAACAAAGUAGAAGACAUUAACGUUCCUCUGAAUAAGCCCGUCUGUAACGUAACAGGAUAGCUUCAAGCUUGUUUUGCUAUCUUAGAUUGCUAGACGGAGUGGCGAAACAUUCGUCUAGAUGGCGCAACAGCUAUAAUAAAGAACCUGAUCGGCAGCCAUUUCGGUUGAAAAAGCAGCGUACACAAGAAUCCCGACGCCAUGUUUUGCUAUCGUGACCAACGGUAGGAUUAGUCCGUUACCAUUUCCUUUCGUAGCCUGUACUGCAGGCUACAAUCUGGAGUUUAUUCAACGUCAUUAACUUGUCUGGUUUGGAAUAUUGGCUUGCAAUGGCACAUCACGGUACUGGUCACAGUGGGACAGGUGUGUUUUACCAAGCAAUGCCUGCUGUGGGAGCCGAUGGACGAAAUGUCAUGCAGCUGAUUCCUGUCCAAAAGAUCAACGGACAGUUUGUUCCAUCGCAAACAAGCCUUCCCGCAGUGCAGACGGUUGAACCACAGAGAGCGGUUGUCAUGAACUUUGCCUCUGCACCCAUUGCUAGAAAUAUGUCAACUAUUCAACCCUCAAAUAACGGAGUGAAGAAGCAACAAUUUAACAUUACUGGCACUCCAAAUCCAGUGCAAGGAAGAGGUCAUAGAGUAAAUGUUUCACAACAGAAUUAUUUAAAACAGAGUCAUGCCUCACUGAAACCUUCAAGUGCACCUCAGGUAGUUUCCCCUGUGACACAUUCACCAAAGAGUGGGAUGGCAUUAUCACUUCUGAAUACAAACAAGAUGCCAGUCACUGUCAAAUCACCUGUGCUUCCCAAUGGACAAUACCUGCAGAUACCCCCCAAUGCGCAAGUUAAAACCCUACCAAUGUCUGCACUCCCUCCAGGCAUUAAGAAGCAGCUUUUUACUUCGGCAGCAAAUUCUCCCACAGUUCUAUAUGUCUCGCCUGUGACAACCAUGAACCCAGGUAGUUUGCAGCCCUGUCCAACUGUAGCUUCCUCCCCCAGUACUCCACAGAAGAUUUCUGAACAGACACCUUGUGCAUCCUCAUCAAUGCCCUCAAAACGGUCGCCAAGGACUGUUGCCAAGGACGGCUCAAAGCCAGUUACUCCUAUCAGGUGGAUAAUUGAAGAGCAGGAUGGCUCACCUGCUCCCUGCCUUGUUCCUGUAAAUCCCUCCGUUAUGGCCUCUGAAAUCCUUAAGACUGUGGCAGAAAGGGAAAAAACCAGCAAGGUACAAGAAAUUACAGCAGAAAAUCCAUUGAGUCCGAAAACUCAGACAAAAGCAGGACAAGUGAGAGACAAUGCCUUGGUGAUGUGUAAUGGGAAGGUGUAUUUUGUGGCCAAGAAAACCCCUGAGCUUUGUAAGCUGAUGGCGAAACCAUUGGGGGCCAUUGGAAGCCUUUCUGAAAAACCAAUAGGUAAAGGCAGAAGCAGUCAGGGUAGAAGUUUCUUACCAUCGCUGCUCUUAAACCCUUCCAUUGAAUCUCAAGCGUUAGAUAAAAACAAAUCAAAUUCCAAAUCCAUUGUUAUCCCAGAUGGACCAGAUGAGGUUAUUGACCUGUGUGAUGAUGACUCUCAGGAUGACCCGACCCUCCAAGCAGAACCAACUGCUAAACUAACUGAGACAGACAAAAGUCAGCCAGUGACACAUGAGGAUGAAGAGUCCAAUGUAAUAUUUGUCUCAUACAUCCCGCCCAAACCCAUCUUCAGAUUCAGCUUACACCAGAUGAAAAGAGACCUAGGGAAUAAGAUAAAGGCUGGGCCGGAGUCUGUCACAAGUCAAAAUACUGUGGGUGAACAGAAUUUGAAUGAUACUCAGAGCAGUGUUAAUGUCUUGUCAGAAGGAAGUUGUCCAGACAUUGACAUGAUCCAAGAUGUGGCAAUCUCUACAGUUAAUGCAACUGACCAAGCGUUGAACACCAGUCUUGACAAUAUCGCUGGUCAGAGAAUGGACACCUGUCGGGGUACUUUGUCCAGCAUGGAAGUUAAAGAUUCCUUGGCAAAUUAUCAGGCAGUAAAGGUUUUGGCUGAUCCAUCUGUCAAGGAAACAGUGACAUCACAGGAUGUUGACAUCACCGCUGAAAUGGCAGAGAACAGGGCUGUUCCAAGUGAUCAACAAGAAGCAAGGAAUAAGCAGCCAGCCGUCACCGCCAUUACUGACCAGGCAGUAAAGGUUUUGGCUGAUCCAUCUGUCAAGGAAACAGUGACAUCACAGGAUGUUGACAUCACCCCUGAAAUGGCAGAGAACAGGGCUGUUCCAAGUUAUCAACAAGAAGCAAGGAAUAAGCAGCCAGCCAUCACCUCCAUUACUGACCAGGCAGUAAAGGUUUUGGCUGAUCCAUCUGUCAACGAAACAGUGACAUCACAGGAUGUUGACGUUACUCCGAAAAUAGCAGAAAACAUGACUGUUCCAAGCGAUCAACAAGAAACAAUGAAUGAGCAGCCAGAUGUCACCUCCAAAGACAUGGAUAGCGCAAACAGCAAUGCUUCUGUACAAGCAGAAAAGGAUACCAAUCAAAAUCAGAGCGGUCUUAAACGGAUGUUUGGGAUUACAUCCGAUGUUAAAAUUAUCUUAAAAAGGAUUGACGAUGUACAACCUGAGAUUCCUCCAAAAGUGCUUCCUCAGAUUGGACCCAUAUCAAAAAGUGCAUUGGAGGGUAUCCGUAAAUUGAUUCAAGGGUCGCAGAUUAACUUAAACAAGAGGAAACAUGACAAAACACAGGGGUGUCCUCAAGAGAGCAGUGACGAAUGCCCAAAGGAUACCAAAAUGCAAAAAAAUGAAAAUGCUCCAAUAGCAUCUCCUGAUUCAGACAAUAUUAAAGAGGCUCUAAUAAGUUCAAGUCCUAUACCCAAUGCAUGUGUUGUCAAUGUAUCAGAAGGUUCAGAACAAAAAUCUCCAUGUGAAGACAUCGCCAUGACAUCUGUGGAGCCUCAGUGUCUCUCGACCGUGAGGGAGACAUGCCAAAGUUCGGCUAGAGAGAUCUCAGCCGUCGACCUUUUCUCUACAACACCCAUGGACCCUGAUGAAAUCAAGCGUCAUGAGAAAAUCCGACGCUUGAAAGAACUUCUGAGGGAAAAAGAGGCUGCUCUCGAGAUGUUGAGAAAGAACAGCGACUGAGUUUUCUCCAAGUGCUUUGUUUUGUGUCAAUAUUUCAUAUAUUUAUGUACAGUCAUUUAUAACAGUUUUAGAUGUAUCUCAUUUUUAUUAGAUUAAAUUGCAGUUGUCUAACUGUUAUUUCACAUAUUUCACGACUGCUACUCCGCUUGAGUUUUUUCACACUGGAUUGUAGCAUAUAUUUUUUGUUUCGAUUUAAACUGCAUUUAAACAGUUAGCUCCAGUUUUACAUUGUUUUCAUUUGUUUAUUUGUAGUUGGUAUGGCAGUACAACACAUGAACACUGAAUAUUGACACCUUUUAUGAUGUUUAUAUAUGAUGUGAACUAUUUAUAUUAUCAUUAUUUACAUGGCUAAUAAACCAGU
This is a messenger RNA of Hypomesus transpacificus, 3656 nucleotides long. It is a transcript of the gene lrif1, whose product is annotated as ligand dependent nuclear receptor interacting factor 1. NCBI's taxonomy places the organism in Eukaryota, Metazoa, Chordata, Actinopteri, Osmeriformes, Osmeridae. The transcript is spliced from 4 exons. Gene Ontology annotation, molecular function: nuclear retinoic acid receptor binding. Gene Ontology annotation, biological process: regulation of DNA-templated transcription. The record is from RefSeq and is a predicted model, not a curated record. Bases 515 to 3295 code for a protein of 926 amino acids.